GAAGAAACUACUUCCGGAGGUCAAAGGUAACCUUCGUAUUUGAAAACAUGGAUCCCAACAAAGUGGAUGAAGACAAGAUGAACGAUGAUGGAGAAAUUGCAUCCGUCAUGGGAUUCUCAGGUUUUGGUAAGAAGGCCCGCACAUUUGACUUGGAAGCCAUUUUUGAACAGACCCGUCGAACAGCCAUCGAGAGGAGUCAGCAAGUAUUGGAGGAGCGGCAGAUGGAUGAUCAGAUGGAGCAGGAAGGGGAAAGCUCCCGAUCAGUCAAGUCAUCGCUCCUUGCUCUGAAAGACAAAGCUGCAGCUGAGACUUCCAGAAAACAGAGUGAGAGCAGUAGUGACAGUGGUUCGGACUCGGACUCAGAUUCUGAGCUUAUUGGGCCUCCACUGCCUCCGCAACUUACAGACCAGGAUGAUGAUGAGCUUGGGCCACUGACUCGCGCAUCAGGCAGCACGGCUCAUAGUGAUGAAGAUGAUGAUGAUGAUGGGGAGGCACAAGACGAUGACGAUGAUAAUCCAGUGAAGAAGAUUCCAGACACUCAUGAGAUCACUCUGCAGCACGGCACCAAGACAGUAUCGGCUCUUGCCUUAGACCCCUCUGGAGCCCGUCUGGUGACUGGUGGGUAUGAUUAUGAUGUGCGUUUCUGGGAUUUUGCCGGGAUGGACCAGGCUGUGCAGGCCUUCAGAUCCCUCCAGCCCUGUGAAUGCCAUCAGAUCACGUCCCUGCAGUACAGCAACACUGGUGAUGUCAUCCUGGUGGUUUCUGGCAAUGCACAGGCCAAGGUGUUGGACCGUGAUGGCUUCAAUGUCAUGGAGUGUGUGAAGGGAGACCAGUACAUUGUGGAUAUGGCUAAAACCAAGGGUCACACGGCUAUGCUUAAUAAUGGCUGCUGGCACCCCAAGAUUAAAGAAGAGUUCAUGACGUGCUCCAAUGACGGCACUGUGCGCACAUGGGACCUGAGCUCUGGGAAGAAGCACAAGUCUGUGUUCAAACCGCGUUCCUUCCAGGGGAAGAAGGUCGUCCCCACAUGCUGCACCUACAGCCGCGAUGGGAAGCUCAUUGCAGCUGGCUGCCAGGAUGGCACCAUCCAGAUCUGGGACAGAAACCUCAGCGUCCAUACAAAAUUCCACUGUCGGCAAGCACACAUCCCAGGAUCAGACACGUCCUGCAUCGCCUUUUCCUACGAUGGCGUGACUCUCGCUUCACGUGGAGGGGAUGACACUCUCAAGUUGUGGGAUAUACGUAACUUCAAGAAGCCUGUGAAUGUAGCGACUGGACUGAACAACUACUUUACAAUGACCGACUGCUGUUUUAGCCCUGACGACAGGCUCCUCGUAACGGGGACCUCUGUGAAAAAGGACGGGGGAAAUGGGAAGUUGGCUUUCUUUGACCGAGCUUCCUUUCAGAAGGUCUAUGAAAUAGAAGUCACCAAUGCAAGCGUCGUCCGCUGUCUGUGGCACCCAAAGCUUAACCAGAUAAUGGUGGGAACUUCAAAUGGACUGGCCAAGGUCUACUAUGACCCUGUUAAAAGCCACAGAGGGGCGAAGCUGUGUGUCGUAAAGAGCCAGCGGAAAGAGAGACAAGCAGAGACGCUAACGCAAGAUUACAUCAUCACACCUCAUGCCUUACCCAUGUUCAGAGAGGCCCGGCAGCGGAGUACACGAAAACAGCUGGAGAAGGACCGACUAGACCCAAAGAAGUCCAACAAACCCGAGCCUCCUGUGUCCGGACCAGGUCGAGGAGGAAGAGUAGCAGCUCAUGGUGGCACUCUGUCUUCAUUCAUCGUGAAGAACAUUGCUUUAGAUAAAACGGAUGACAGUAACCCACGACAGGCAAUCUUACGUCACGCCAAGGAAGCUUCGGAUAACCCUUACUGGGUUGCCCCGGCAUACAAACAGACCCAGCCAGUGCCUUUGUUUGCUGAGGAAUCGGAGGAUGAUGAGGAAGCUGAAAAGGAACCAGAGUGGAAGAAACGCAAGAUCUGAGGUGCCUCAACAGCAGCUCAUUUUAUAUGGAAUAGCAGACAGGGUGGGCUUGUGUUUGUAUAUAUAUCACUGUAACCCAGAGGUCUCCGGAUCAAUCCCAAAACACUGAGUUACUGUCAGAAACUGCUGCGAAGCAUCAAUUACGUUCCUACAUUUAACAGUCUCUGUCCUCCCUCUCGUAAUAUUUGCAUAUAUGUAUUUAUGUGCGUGCUUCUGUGUUGAGGGGUAGCGCAUAAAUGUGUUUCUUUAGCUUUUUUACUGUGCAAGCAUAAUAUAGUUUUAUACCGUUUUACUCCUUCACUUUGCAAUUCCUCAACCUCUGGAAGAACUCGGCUAUUUUGAUUAUAUGGACUUUAUAUUCAUAAUUUCAAUUGUCCUCUCCUCCCACGUCUCCAUUUUGCUAAUGCCUCAUAAAUUGUGUCCAGAUGAUGUGGUCUGGUUGUGUUCACCAGCCUUGAAGAACAGUUUGCUAGUUUGUAAAAAGUCAAUUGCAAAGAAACUUGUUUUUUAAAGUGGUGCCGUUUUGUUGGAUGUGAUGCAAUCUGCUCAUUUACAUCGACCUCAAAACCGCUACAAAGCAAUUUUGUAUGCUCUUGUCAAAAAGUGAUAUAUGUUACCUGAAUUAAAGUCAUACUUCUGUUUUUACAAGCUGAUCAAAGAAAUUCUUCUGCCAGAUAUGUUUUUUUUUUUUUUUUUACGAGGCACUUAAUCUGGCAGAUAUACAGUUCAUCUAGUUCGGGCCAAAGCCGGCGUUUUGACUCACUGCUUUAAACGUUUUUAAAGGGUACAUACUGCUACGGUAUUAAAUGGGUAAGCUUUUCCUGCAACUGCUGCAUUUUCUAAUAUUGAUGAAUAUAUUAGAAAUCAUUAUUUAAAUUUUAAAUAAUCUUAAUAAUGUCACGGUACGCUUGCUAGAUCUUUCUGUAGUUUUCAACUGUAUCUCACAAUCUUUGUCACCAAAUUGAUGUAGAGGAAGACUAUUAGAUGCAACCUUAUGUUAAGAUAAUUUUCUCAAAAAUAAAUAUUGAACUAUCA
Cyclopterus lumpus (lumpfish) is the source of this 3020-nucleotide messenger RNA. Its product is annotated as WD repeat-containing protein 70. Gene Ontology annotation, cellular component: site of double-strand break; nucleus. Gene Ontology annotation, biological process: regulation of DNA double-strand break processing. Gene Ontology annotation, molecular function: protein binding. The record is from RefSeq and is a predicted model, not a curated record. The coding region runs from base 48 to 1985 and encodes 645 amino acids. The transcript is spliced from 18 exons. Lineage: Eukaryota; Metazoa; Chordata; Actinopteri; Perciformes; Cyclopteridae.